GUUUGGUUGCUGAGCGACUCUAUGGAGUGACCGAGCGAGUGGUGGAGGAAUCAGAUCCAGUCGGAGUUUAGGAGAGUGAACAUCUGAAGAGUGGACGCUUCUCACCUCAGCAUCAUCAUCAUCACCAGAUUACAGGACCCUGUUUUUUUCCGUGAUAUGCAGCUGUAGACGUCAUUAAGAGAUAAUGAAUGGGGAAAUACGGACCUCUGCUCUCAGCGGUGUGUUUAACACUGGAAUCAAAGAACCUGCAAUCAACGUAAUGCAAGAUGAGAAGAUCGACUGUGCCAUAGUUCACUUGGGUCACCUCAGUAAAGAUCAAGCGUCGAAUUUACUCAAGGUCCUUCAUACUUAUGAUGAGAACCUUGAAAUUAAAACCAAACCCAGUGCAAGUGGUGGACUGAGAUUCGGUGAUUUGUUUCUAAAAGGUGAAGCUCCAAAAUUUCAAGCACCAUCUGCUGACAUCCAAGGGCUAAAUGGAAAUUUAAGUCUCCCAGGUAUCAAAGGUGACCUCUCGGCUCCUUCCGUGAACGAACUCCCAGAGAUGAACCUGAAGGGUUCCACACCAGAGCUGACAGUCGGGGACAGGGGCAAGUUCACCAUGCCAACCAUUGGCAUGACGGGGCCAAAACUUAAAGGCGCUAAUCUAGAUGGCAGCAUCACUUCUCCGACGCUGAACUCUCCAGAUCUGUGCUCUACAACCCCUAAGUUCCAAAUGCCAAAAUUUCAGGGCAGUUCUCUUGAUUUCGAUGCCAAUGCACCUGAUGUAGAUGUGGAUCUGCCAAAUGCUGAACUGAGAGGCCCGAAGCUUAACGCUGAACUUCCAGAUGCUGACAUUGAAGGAGCUUCCAAAAUUAAAUGGCCCAAAUUCAAGAAACCCAAAGGAAAAGUGAAAGGACAGUUGGGAGACAUUGAUGCCGAUCUGAAUACUCCAGACAUCAAUAUGACAGCACCCAAAGUGAAUGCAGACAUCAAUGCACCAAAUGUUGAUAUUCAUGGCCAGGAUGUUGAUAUCAAUACUCCAAAAGUAAAUAUCGGUGCCCCGUCUGCAAAAUCAAAGUUUCUCACUCUCAAGCUUCCAAAGUUAAACAAACCAAAGGUGGAAGGACCAAAUCUUGAUGCAGACAUAAAGACACCAGAUUUGGAUGUAGGCGUGAACCUGCCAAAAGCUAAGCUUGAAGGGCCAGCCAUAGAUGCCAAAGCUCCAGAUCUCAAAUUCUCUGCACCAAAGGUAGAAGGUGCUAUUGGUACACCAGACCUAGACUUCAAAACUCCUAAAAUUGAUGCUGAAGCUCCAUCUGCUAAAUUCAAGCUACCCAAACUGCCCAAAUUUAAUGCCCCUAGUGGAAAAAUCAAAGGACCAAAUGUAGAUGCUGAUCUGAAUGUCCCGGAUGUUGAUGUCAAUGGAGAUGUGAACCUGAAAACUCCCACAAUUGAUGCCCCAUCUGCAAAACUAAAAAAGCCACAUAUUAAGAUGCCUAAAUUCAGUCUUACUGCUCCAAGAGUAAAAGCACCAAAUGUUGAUGCAAAUCUGCGAGCACCAGAUGUAGAUGUGAACCUACCAUCAGGUGAGCUCAAAGGCCCUAAUCUGGACCUAAAGGCACCCAAGAUUGACGGUUCUCUAGAUUUGCCAAAAGCUGACGUGAAAAGUCCAAAUCUUAACCUUCAUGCAAAAUCACCAGAUCUUAACCUCACUGCUCCAGAUGUAGAUCUGAACCUACCAAAAGGAGAAAUCAAGGGCCCUGAUGUGGAUCUAAAUGCCCCUAAUGUUGAUGCCCCAUCUGGAAAAUUAAAGGUGCCACACUUCAAAAUGCCUAAAUUCAACCUCUCUGGACCAAGGGUCAAAGGACCAAAUGUUGACGCAGACCUGAAUGCCCCAAACAUAGACAUGGAUUUACCUAAGGCAGAUCUCAGAGGACCUGAUCUUAACCUGAAUGCACCAAAGGUUGAUCUCUCUAGUCCAGAUGUGGACCUGAACAUGCCAAAGGGAAGUCUUCAAGGCCCUGAUGUAGACCUGAAGGUCCCAGAUGCCAACCUUGAUGCCCCAUCUGGAAAAGUAAAGGUGCCACACUUCAAGAUGCCCAAAUUCAACCUCUCUGGACCAAGGGUCAAAGGACCAAAUGUUGAUGCAGACCUGAAUGCCCCAAACAUAGACUUGGAUCUACCUAAGGCAGAUCUCAGAGGACCUGAUCUUAACCUGAAUGCACCAAAGGUUGAUAUCUCGAGUCCAGAUGUGGACCUGAACUUGCCAAAGGGAAGUCUUCAAGGCCCUGAUGUAGAUCUGAAGGUCCCAGAUGCCAACAUUGAUGCCCCAUCUGGAAAAUUAAAGAUGCCUCACCUCAAGAUGCCCAAAUUCAACCUCUCUGGACCGAAGGUCAAAGGGCCAAAUAUUGAUGCAGACCUGAAUGCCCCAAACAUAGACAUGGAUCUACCUAAGGCAGAUCUUAGAGGACCUGAUCUUAACCUGAACGCACCGAAGGUUGAUCUCUCGAGUCCAGAUGUAGACCUGAACUUGCAGAAAGGAAGUCUUCAAAGCCCUGAUGUAGAUCUGAAGGUCCCAGAUGCCAACAUUGAUGCCCCAUCUGGAAAAUUUAAGAUGCCUCACCUUAAGCUCCCCAAAUUCAACGUCUCUGGACCAAACGUUAAUGAGCCUAACCUGAAUGCAGAUUUGAAUGCUUCUCUUCCUAAGAUUGAUGGAGAACUGAACAAACCAGAUGUUGACCUAAAUCUACCAAACACUAAAUUCAGUGCACCUGAUGUUGACGUGAAACUACCCAAAGCUGAUGUUAAGGUUCCUGAUGUGGAUGUUAAGACUCCGGAAUUAGAGGCCCCAUCUGGAAAGUUUAAAUUGUUCACUCUCAAAAAACCCAAAAUCGGUGUAUCCGGUCCUAAAGUAAAGACUCCAGACGUCGACGUCAAUGCUUCGGUCAAAAGUCCAGACCUCAACCUAUCAGCCCCAACAAUUGAUGCAGAUGUUAAAGCUCCAAAUGCCAGUGUGAACCUGCCUACAGCUGAUCUCAAAGGUCCCAGUGUUGAUGUAGAUGCCCCUAAAGGAAAGAUCAAAUUUCCAACACUGAAACGGUUUAAUAUUUCUGGUCCUAAAGUAAAAUCACCUGAUUUUGAUGAACCCGAUGUGAGCUUGUCCACACCCAAAGUUGAGAGCCCUAACGUCGAUCUGAGCUUACCCAAAGGAGAGCUUAAUGUAGAAUCUCCAGACAUCAAUGUUGAUGGGUCUAAGAGUAAAUUAAAGUGGCCGUUCAAACGGUCAAACAACGGAUCCAUCGAAGCGAAAGUAGAUACCGUUGACGUGAACAUGGAUGGCAGCAUAGUCAGUCCGGAUGCAGACGUCAACCUUCCAAAAAGUCUGCCCAUGUUCAAAACACACCGACUUCCCAACAGCAAAUUUGAUGAUUUCCUGCAAGAAGCUACUGGAGCUGUUGACCUUAAUACCAACACCACUAAAGUAGAACCACAGGCCGGGAUCUCCUCAGGUCCAAUCCUCCCCAGGAUCAAAGCCGGGUGGAAAUCAUCCACAGGAACUCUCGACUCUAACGGACACACACCGACAAUCGACAUCAAAGAAAGGCUACGACUUUUUGCAGCACGCUCCACCAGCGACCUCACAGCACCUUCCAGCAUCAAUCUGGAGAACGCUGAACUCCCAAACAAGUCUACUGCGGUGAAACGAGGAACGUUUAAAGUGACGAAUCCCGACACCGAUAAGGACUAUCCGAUAAUCAGCAAGGAAAAGAAACUUUCUCUGAGUCUGAACAACAUGCUUGGGUUGAGCGCCGACUCAGAUGCUGAAGAAUAGCUUCAAGACUUCAAACUUUAACCCUCGAAAAUGAUAAAAUGAUUAUUUUAUUAUAUUUCUUUUGUUUACAUUAUUAUUAAAGCUGUUUUUUUCUAAACACUAUCACUGGGCAUAAAUAUAAAGAAUACAGAAUGAUGUAAAAAAAAAAUAAAGAUUUUUUUUUUUAAUUUUGUAUUUAUGUGGGUGAAGUUUAGUAUGUUGUCAGAUAUAAUACCUAACUACAAAACUUCUAACUUCUAUUUUGUAUAAAGUACCACUGUGUCAAUCAUGAUAUAGUUACAAGAAUUGUGAUAUGAAGGAAAACAUGUUGCAUUUUAUUUACCAUAUAAACCA
Molecule: messenger RNA, 4144 nt
Organism: Hemibagrus wyckioides
Lineage: Eukaryota; Metazoa; Chordata; Actinopteri; Siluriformes; Bagridae
Product: neuroblast differentiation-associated protein AHNAK
Exons: 5
Coding region: 185-3811 (1208 amino acids)
Biological process (GO): regulation of RNA splicing
Cellular component (GO): costamere; cytoplasm; nucleus
Source: RefSeq, a predicted model, not a curated record